AAGAGCCCGCAUUCUCAUCGUCCUUAUUGCGAGGGCGGGGUCAUUGAUUAUUGAAUUUUCUUUCUACUGGUCGUGUCUACGCUCAGCUUCAUCUUGCACACCAUGUCCUUCCUCCGCAACUGCCGGACUGCCGGUGCGCAAGUCCGUGGCUUUGCCUCGUCCGCUUCCAUGCGAGUCGGGCCCGAGUCUCCCAAUUUCAUUGACGUCCCGCGGACUAUCCAGCCUGAAUUGCCUUCGAAACCCCGUGUGAAGGGUACGCUUCCGGUGCCUCGAGAAAUCUUCCCCGCUCGCCGAACAGACAAGCCAUCCAAGGAAUACAUGUUGGAUGCAACACCUUUGCCCACCCACCAGACCCCAAUCGACCCGAAAGACCCUCAUGCGGAGUAUAUCGAAUCGAAGCGGCGCAUGGCCGACUUGAGAAGAAAGAACCUCCGGGAAGGUCUCCAGGAACUACAUAGGCGUAAGAGACGGACCGACAACAGCAUGAUGGAGCGCAGUCUGGAGAAGCAGAGACGACGAGAAGAAAUCUUCCAACAGCCGGAACGACUGGAUGAGAGUUUGACUCGUCCAUCCGUGGUGCAGGGUAUGCAACCUAGCCGGACAGCGGUGCUGCCGGACCCAGAUCGGGAAGUGCGUCUUGCGGGAUCUCGAGCACGGGUGGAGACUUUGAACGCGCAGAAAAGAAUUGAACGAGAGGAUGCGCUUCAGACACUGUACAUGAACGCGCGAAAAUUCAUCACGACAGAGGAGCAGCUGGCUGCGGAGAUUGAGCGGGUGUUCCCGGAUGGGUACAACCCAGAGUUCACCAACGACACCUUCCAGGGAGAGAACAUUUGGAACAAGGGCUCACCAACCUCUGUGCAGUCUAUUGUCAACGAUUCCCGGAGGAACGAGGUUGCCCGGUGGGAUACCAUUCAGGACCGAGUCAAGAAGCUUGGCGAGGAGCUUACUGGAGGAAAGCUGUAAAGAGAGUUAUGGUCAAUGUAUUAUGUAUUAUAGCAACUAGCAACUACAAUUUUAUUUGAUUUGUACGAUGAAUCCAUGGAGACA
Messenger RNA from Aspergillus ruber CBS 135680, 1050 nucleotides. RefSeq lists its product as uncharacterized. The transcript has a single exon. Lineage: Eukaryota; Fungi; Ascomycota; Eurotiomycetes; Eurotiales; Aspergillaceae. The coding region runs from base 103 to 966 and encodes 287 amino acids. The record is from RefSeq and is a predicted model, not a curated record.